AUGCAAUCCAUUAAAAAAUCCUUGAAAUCUUUAGCUUCUUAUAACAAAAAAUCUUCCAGAAACUUGCCGGAUUCCGACGACCGUGAACACAUCCCUAUCCUUCUUCCUCAACAGCGUCGGCGCAGUGAGGAUUUUUCUAUGGCCGGAGACGUCGUCGUUAAGAUCGACGACGGUGGUGAGCCUGAGAACAAGAUUUGGAGAGAGUCCAGCUAUGAUUUCUGGAAUGAUACGGGAGACAAUGGUGAGGAGAGUUUUGAUUUUAGGAAUAAAGGUCAGCAGCAGCAACCGGAGGAUCCUCCGUCGCAGCUGAUUGGUAAGUUUCUUCAUAAGCAGAAGGUUUCCGGCGAGAUGUCGCUUGAUAUGGAUUUGGAAAUGGAGGAGUUACAGAAUGAGGAGGAUAGAGAUAGAGACGGAAAGUUGACGCCCGUGGAAGAGUCUCCGACGGUGAUACAACGGGAACUCAAGGUUUCGUUUGAGGAGCCUGCUUCUGCUUUUAGUAAUGCGGUGGAAACACCGGCAUCAGCGCCAACGCCAGCACCAGCACCGGCACCGGCUUUUAAUAAUGUUAUUGAAGCGACGAAUGAUCCUGUUCGGAGGAGACAUAGUAAGGAUUCGCCGUCUAUGGGUGAUUCUUCUAGACCUCCGUUUCCGCCGCAUCAUGACCCGCGUCGUUCGCGUUCACCGGCGGAUGGAGGUGAUGGCGAGGUUUUGACGUGUACCUCUAAUGCUUCUUUUGAGAGGAACCUUUCCAUGCAGAGAAAAUCUGCUUUGUUGAAAACCAAAACUAAGUCUAGAUUAAUGGACCCGCCCGAUGAACAACCUGAUAGAAGAUCCGGUCGGGUUGCUAAAUCGGGUCAACUUUUGUCCGGAUUUCUUGGGAAGAAAGGUGAUGAUGAAGAGGAUGAUCCGUUUUUGGAAGAAGAUUUUCCGGAUGAGUAUAAGAAAACACAAUUUAGUUUUUGGAUUCUUCUUGAAUGGUUGAGCUUGAUUUUGAUCAUUGGCGCAUUAAUAACAACUAUGAGUGUUCCUUUAUUGAGGGAUAAGAAUUUGUGGGAGCUUAAGUUGUGGAAAUGGGAAGUUAUGAUUCUUAUUCUAAUUUGUGAGAGUUCAAAGAGAGACAAAAGCACGUACUUCGAUAGGAUUCAAGAGUCCCUAUUUAAUCAAUUCGUGAUUGAAACACUCUCGGGGCCACCUUUGGUGGAAAUUCGAAGGGCCGAAGAGGAAGAGGAAAGACUUGCUGACGAGGUUCAGAAGCUGCAAAAUGCCGGUGCAAACAUACCGGCUGAUCUUAGAGCUACUGCGUUUCCUUCAAACAGAAGUGGAAGGUUGAGGAGUGGACUGCUGCAGAAAAGUCCCCUCAAAAGUGGAAAGUUUUCUAUGCCACUUUCUAAGAAGUCUGAUGACGGUGGGAUUGGAAAUGGUGGUGGAAUAACUAUCGAUCAUUUGCAUAAGUUGAAUCCAAAUAAUGUGUCUGCUUGGAAUAUGAAGAGGUUAAUGAAUAUGGUUCGCCACGGAGUACUUACUACAUUGGAUGAACAGAUACUUGAUUCCACUCCCGACGAUGAGCAUGCCACUCAAAUCAGAAGUGAAAAUGAGGCUAAAGCAGCUGCUAAGAAAAUCUUUCAGAAUGUUGCUAGGCGCGGCUGCAGGUUUAUAUACCCCGAGGACUUGAUUCGUUUUAUGCGAGAAGAUGAAACAGUAAAAACCUUAAAUCUCUUUGAAGGAGCGUCUGAUUCAGGAAAAAUCAGCAAAUCCGCUUUGAAGAACUGGGUGGUGAAUGCGUUCAGGGAGAGGAGAGCCCUUGCUCUGACAUUGAAUGACACCAAAACGGCAGUGAACAAACUUCACCGAAUGCUCAAUUUUUUAGUUGCCAUUGUCAUAUUGGUUAUUUGGCUCUUGAUAUUGGAAAUUGCCACCACCAAAUUUCUUCUUUUUGUCAGCUCACAGCUUGUCUUGGUUGCAUUUAUAUUCGGUAACACCUGCAAGACCGUCUUUGAAGCAAUCAUAUUUUUAUUUGUAAUGCAUCCAUUUGACGUGGGAGAUAGAUGUGAAAUUGAUACGGUUCAGAUGGUUGUAGAAGAAAUGAACAUAUUGACUACGGUAUUUUUAAGAUACGAUAAUCUAAAGAUAACGAUCCCUAAUAGUGUCCUUGCUACUAAGGCUAUACAAAAUUUCUACCGUAGUCCUGACAUGGGAGAUGCUAUUGAAUUCUGUAUCCAUGUAGCUACUCCGCUUGAAAAGAUUUCGCUUAUGAAACAUAGAAUACAUAGUUACGUUGAUAAUAAGAAAGAACACUGGUAUCCUUCGCCUUUUAUAGUCUUGAAGGAUCAUGAUCAACUGAACAUGGUGAAAGUGGCGAUCUGGCCAACUCAUAGGAUGAACUUCCAAGACAUGGGAGAAAGAUUUAUUCGAAGAUCUAUCCUGAUUGAAGAGUUGAUGAAGAUUUUCAGAGAUCUCGACAUUCAAUACCGUCUCAUGCCUCUCGACAUCAACGUUAGAGCUAUGCCUACUUCUUCUGAUCGUGUUCCAGCUAGUUGGUCAACAUUCACAAAUUGA
Vicia faba (fava bean) is the source of this 2556-nucleotide messenger RNA. Lineage: Eukaryota; Viridiplantae; Streptophyta; Magnoliopsida; Fabales; Fabaceae. The record is from the annotation of a GenBank genome assembly.